This is a messenger RNA of Grosmannia clavigera kw1407, 1668 nucleotides long. Its product is annotated as major facilitator superfamily transporter amine. Lineage: Eukaryota; Fungi; Ascomycota; Sordariomycetes; Ophiostomatales; Ophiostomataceae. Gene Ontology annotation, molecular function: transmembrane transporter activity. The record is from RefSeq and is a predicted model, not a curated record. Gene Ontology annotation, biological process: transmembrane transport. The transcript has a single exon. The coding region runs from base 1 to 1668 and encodes 555 amino acids.
AUGGCCGGCUUCCGCUCUCUCUGGCGGUCACCGAUAUCCGGGACAGCGCCGCCGUCAACAGCACCGCCACCAGCCUUCCUCCGCCAGCGCUCGUCGACCGUCUUCAUCGUGGCCACCAUCUGCGUGGCCAUUUUCACGGACAUCUUCCUGUAUGGGCUCGUGGUGCCUGUGAUGCCGUUUGCGCUGACGGCACGGCUCGGCAUUGCAGCCAACCGGGUGCAACGCUGGAACGCCAUCCUGUUUGCCUGCUACGGCAUCGCGCUCUUUGUCGGCAGCCCAAUCGUGGGGAUGUAUGCUGACCACACCUCCUCGCGCCGUCUGCCGCUGCUGAUGGGCCUCGUGGCACUUGCCGGCGCCACCGUCAUGCUUUGUGUCGGCCGCUCCAUCGGGCUGUUUGUGGCUGGCCGUCUGAUGCAGGGCGCCAGCGCCGCCGUCGUCUGGAGCGUCGGCCUCGCUCUGCUGGCCGACACCAUGGGCUCGCGCAUGGGCCUCGCCAUGGGCUCCAUAAGCAUCGCCAUGUCGGCCGGCCUGCUGCUGGCCCCGCUGAUUGGCGGCUACGUCUAUGCCGGCGCCGGCUAUUAUGCUGUCUAUUAUGUCGCCUUUGGUCUCAUCGCCCUCGACAUUGUCCUGCGCCUGCUGUUGAUCGAGAAGAAGGUGGCCCGGCAAUGGGUCGAGCAGGAUGUGGAGGACCGACUGGCAGACCAGCAGGCAGACCAGCAGGCAGGUCAGCUGACAGGAGGACCGGCUAGUCGGGACGAGGAGAGCCAGCUGGCCGAACAGGCUGCCGUUUCUCUUCCUCCAGUCUCCACGCCCUCUGUCUUCCUCCGCAUGUGGAUGCUGCUGUGUGUCCGGCGGAUGGCGUCGGCCCUCUUCGGCGGCAUGGUCAUGGCCAGCAUCCUGACGGCCUUUGACACGAUCCUGCCGCUAUUUGUCAAGUCCGAGUUCGGCUGGGGCUCGACGGCAUCGGGGCUGCUCUUCUUUGCGCCGUACCUGCCGCCGGCCCUGGUCUCGCCGCUGGCCGGCGUCGUGGCGGACCGGUGGGGCGCCAAAGGACCGGCGCUGGCCGGCUUUGCCGCCACGUUGCCGCUGCUGGUGUGUCUGCGCUUCGUCGACGGCGACACCAUGGGCAACAAGGUGCUGCUGGCCGUGCUGCUGGCCGUGCUGGGCGUCACGAUGACGCUGGCCAACGUGCCGAUGAUGGCCGAGAUCAGCUUCGCCAUCGAGGCCGAGGAGGCUGCGCGGCCGGGUGUCUGGGGCCCCAGCGGCGUCUACGGCAUCGGAUACGGGCUGUUCACGACGUCGUUUGCGCUGGGCAGCGCCAUUGGCAGCCUGCUGGCCGGCUAUCUGCAGGCCGAUUUUGGCUGGGCCACCACCACCUGGUGCUUGGCCGUGUGGUGUGCUGUCGGCGGCCUCGUCGUCGCUCUCUGGGUGGGCGAGUUCCGUCUGGGCAGACCAGCAGAGGGGCAGAGGCCGCAAGGAAGAGACGAGGAGGCAGAAGAGAGGCAGAAAGGCGGGGGAGGUGAGGACGGAAAGAGACGGGGCAAAGCGGAAACGACUGCUGCAGGCGACGAAACAGGAAAGUCAAGGGAUAUGUCGGAUGGCAAGGCAGAGCCGCAGGGGCUGCAAAAGGAGGGAUGCGUGACGAAAAGCGGCGCGGUGGACUUUUGA